CUACACGCUCCACCAUGGACUGAUUUGAUCCGAGUCUCCGCAAACAUGGCCAACGCCGACAGCGAAGUCAAGACGUUGCUAAACUUCGUGAAUUUGGCCUCCAGCGACAUAAAAGCGGCCUUGGACAAGUCGGCUCCGUGCAGACGCUCCGUGGAUCACAGGAAAUACCUGCAGAAACAACUGAAGCGAUUCUCCCAGAAGUACUCCCGGGUGCCGAGAUGCCACGCGCACAGGUCUGGCGACUACGGCUGCACCGAACCGAUGGGGGCUGCUCGGCUGCGCGCGGACGUCACGAAGAAGGCCGCUUCGGACGCGCCGCGCGCGGAGGACGCGGGCAGCGCCGCGGAGCAGGUGCCGAUGCGGAAACGGCAGCUGCCGGCCUCGUUUUGGGAGGAACCUAAAUUGAGCCCGGCUAAGAGGGAGGCCCCGCAUUUGGGAUUAAAAAGGAGCCACGCGGGCGCUGCCGAGGGAAGUGAAAACGAGAAGCGGAGAAGGGGCUGCGACAAGGACGACGCGAGGGCCGCUCUGUCGGCGUCCAGUUGGCGCAGCGGCGCGGACAGAGAGGCGCUAAAGUUGGACGUGACCUCGCGCCACUGCGCGAACGCGUGCGGCUGCUGCCCCUUCCAGUACCACGGACACCAGGUUCUCCACAGUCACAUUGUCGUCCCACAUCCGCAGCUCGGACUGUGGAGUAAAGCCGCGGAGGCGGAGAGACCCGAGCAUCCCUACGGAGCGAAGAUCCACACGCACGUUGUGGUCAAACCCAUAGCGACCAAACCCACCGUGCCGUCACCGAUCUUCAGUGUGUUUGGAUUCAUUUAAUUACCCCACCAGCAGUCACACAGGCCAUGUGCAAAUAGGACUAAUUGUCUUCAUGUCGAGUUCUACGUCUCAUAACAUUUAAUUGAGACACUUCCUCAAAGCACUUAUGGGAAAAGUAAUUAUUUGCAUUGUUUAAAUCUAAGGGGUUAUUUUGCACUUCGUCUUUGUGCGGGUUGCCAGUCUGAUGCAUUCUACAUAUCUGAAAAGUGACAGCAGUUUACAAGGGUUCUACUUUUAGGUUUCUGCAGAGGAUGACUGCUCAUUUCUUCAGCAACAGAAGUCAUGCAAAUGAAUGAGCACAUCCUGUUUUAGUUUUGUCUUUCAACUAUAAGAAUAGAAUGUGGGACAUAAAUUGCUUUUUUCUUUGUCGAUAGAAGGGCACAUUUGAAACCAUGACUUUUAUUUUUAAAUAAAUGACUCAACUUCC
Molecule: messenger RNA, 1249 nt
Organism: Gasterosteus aculeatus aculeatus (three-spined stickleback)
Lineage: Eukaryota; Metazoa; Chordata; Actinopteri; Perciformes; Gasterosteidae
Product: protein FAM181A
Source: RefSeq, a predicted model, not a curated record